UUCCUCCUUUCAAAAGAAGAUGCCUUAUCCGUCAGGUAGUAAGUCACUUAACUUGAAACACACGACGACACAGAGCUAAGAGACAUGCUUGUCUUCCUUUGCUUCUUCGUAUUCCCUCUCACAUUGGCUAUUCAGAAAACAAGGAACUCCAUGAUUGGCCAUUCUCUUCUUGUAUCUCCCUACGACGAGACGGGUGUUGGGGAACUUUGGGAAUGCUACAAACUCUGCUAUGACGACAAAGAAAACUGCGCCAGCAUCAACUACGACAUGAAAAAAGGGAGAUGCAAGCGCAUGAAGGUUUCACAUGUAAACUGGCCUCAAGGACUCGUGAAAAUGGAAAAUUCUAUUUACGCGGAUCUAAGAGAAGGUUGUGCUGACAAGCCCCACCCCCUGGGGAUGGAAGAUGGCAGCAUUCCUGACUCGAGCAUUACGGAUUCAUCAGCUAUCGACUCCAUUAUCAGCAGUCACGACCCUUACCACGCGCGCUUAAAUAACCAGCCAAUGAGUGGACGACACGUAGGCGUAUGGGUAACCAAUAGUAAACAAAAAGGCGAGCAUCUACAGGUGGACCUUGGCCAAGUCACGUGGAUUACCCAUGUAGCAACCCAGGGACGCCCGCAAAGUUAUCCCCAAUGGGUGACUGAGUACACUGUGGAGUACAGCCUAACGGGAAAUCAGUGGCAGAGUUACCAAGACGAGAAUGGUGGGACUAAGGUUUUCCCUGGAAACUCAGAUAUGACCACUGUGGUGAAGAACGAGUUCUCCCCUGUCAUCAAAGCGCGUUACGUCAGGAUUGUUGUACAGGCUUGGUACGAAUUUAUCGCUAUGAGAGCGGAGUUGUACGGAUGUGCAGCCUGACUUAGAUACCUUUGCACUGGACUUUUAUAUUUUGAGGGGAUUUGGCGGAGGGGGUUAUAGAAACAUGAUUAACUAAUUCCCGGUUGAUUGACGACGUUUGUUUUUAAAGUUUUUGAUUUUAGUACUUUUAGAUGCGGGUAAAAUAUGGAAAGUGAUAUUCUCCUGAAAAUGCAAAAGCCCAAUAAAGUCGUUUCAAAGGUAGAUCACGUAUAUCUUUAUUGCAACGUAGUUACUAGAGCAGUCCAACUCAUCCGCGACACGAUUGUAGAAUAAAAUUAAUUAGGAAACAAACCAGAAAUAUUUACUUAAAAGCUUUCAAACUCGAGAUAUAAAAGUUUGCAUUCUAGAAAAGAUUUUAAAGAAAGAGCCCGCUUGAGAGGUAGCAUUGAUUUUGACAGAUAGAAAUAAUGGUUGUUAAGGGAGAUUACUAAAACAAAAUACAAAAAAAGCUUCACUUGGCGUCUUUUAUUCAUCAUAGCACUUGUAAUAAAUAAGACUCUCAAAAUAAAAAGAAUAAAUAUA
Messenger RNA from Nematostella vectensis (starlet sea anemone), 1380 nucleotides. Its product is annotated as lactadherin. The coding region runs from base 85 to 858 and encodes 257 amino acids. The record is from RefSeq and is a predicted model, not a curated record. NCBI's taxonomy places the organism in Eukaryota, Metazoa, Cnidaria, Anthozoa, Actiniaria, Edwardsiidae. The transcript is spliced from 3 exons.